UCGGGCAACGGGCCGCAGCCAAUGGCGGCGCGGUGCGGAGGCUCGGGGCGUGGCCUCCCGGGGCGGGGCGGCAGCGCGCGGCCGGGGUGAUGGCGGCGCCGCCCGCCCUGCAGAUCCGCGAGGCCAACGCGCACCUGGCGGCCGUGCACCGGCGGGCGGCCGAGCUCGAGGGGCGCCUGGACGAGGCCGAACGCACGCUGCGCGCCCAGGCCGAGCGCCUGGCCCGCCACGACCAGCAGCUGCGCGCCAAGGACCGGGAGAUCGCCGCCCUCCAGGAGCAGCUGCUGACCUCGGAGGCCGCCGUGCACAGCCUGCAGGCCGCCGUGCGCCAGCGGGACGAGCUCAUCGGGCAGCUGCAGCCCCGCGCCCAGCUGCUGCAGGACAUGUGUCGCUGCCGGCCACCCUUGGCCGGGCUGCUGGCCGCACUGGCGGAGGCCGAGCGCCUGGGGCCCCUGCCGGCUGCUGACCCUGGGGGCCCUGGGCCGCCCCUGGCCAACAGCAGCAGCCGAGGGGAGGAGGGGGACAGCGAGCAGCUACAGCCUGAGGCCCUGGGGACCACGGUGUGAGCUCCGGGCACGGAUGUCAGAACUUGGAGGCUGCGCUGGGGCUGUCUGGACAUGGUGACCAGCACUUCUCAAACGGGGCGCUCAGACUGAAGGCACAGGCUUAACCCCAAGUUAAGAAAAACAAACCAACAACUCUUUUACCCACGGCUGUCUGGAACGGCAGCAACAUGCAGACUUGCCCUGGGCUCCAGGCUGGACCUGGCCCAGAUGGCUUGCUCCGCUGGCCCAUCCCUGCGAGGCUGCCCGCCCAGCCUAGACAUCCCUGUGGGGGGCUG
Messenger RNA from Ochotona princeps (American pika), 841 nucleotides. It is a transcript of the gene VMAC, whose product is annotated as vimentin type intermediate filament associated coiled-coil protein. The transcript has 2 exons. The record is from RefSeq and is a predicted model, not a curated record. NCBI's taxonomy places the organism in Eukaryota, Metazoa, Chordata, Mammalia, Lagomorpha, Ochotonidae. The coding region runs from base 90 to 566 and encodes 158 amino acids.